AUGGGGGGCAGCAUUGUGGUGGGAGUGCUGUCGCCGGAGCAUGACCACGUGCUCAAGACAUUUCGGCUGCUGAUUGCAGACCUGUGCGAGCAGUUUCGCGGAGGGCAUCCCGGAGGUGCAAUCGGCAUGGCGGCUAUAGGCGUCGCGCUCUGGAAGUACGUGAUGCGGUAUGCGCCGCACUCGCCCGACUGGUUCAAUCGCGAUCGCUUUGUGCUGUCGAAUGGCCACACAUGCCUCUUCCAGUACACGUUCCUGCACCUCAGCGGCUACCGCGCCAUGACGCUCUCGCAGCUGCAGUCGUACCACUCGGCGCGCACCGACUCCCUCUGCCCCGGCCACCCCGAGAUGGAGCACGAGGGCAUCGAAGUGACGACGGGGCCGCUGGGCCAAGGCGUCGCGAACGCCGUGGGCCUCGCCAUGGCCGCCACCAACCUCGCCGCCACGUAUAACCGGCCGGGCUUCGACGUCGUCGAUAACCACACGUGGUGCAUGGUCGGCGACGCGUGUCUGCAGGAGGGCAUCGCGCUGGAGGCCAUCUCCCUGGCGGGCCAUCUGCGGCUCAGCAACCUCACUAUCGUCUACGACAACAACCAGAUUACUUGUGAUGGGUCUGUCGACCUGACGAACAGCGAGGACGUGAAGGCCAAGAUGGGUGCCUGCGGCUGGGACGUCCUAGACGUGGAAGACGGGUGCUUUGACGUCGAGGGCCUCGUCGCCGCCCUCUCCAGCGCGCGCGAAGCAAAAGCAGGCAAGCCGACCUUCAUCAACGUGCGCACCGUCAUCGGCGUGGGCAGCGCCGUCGCCGGCACCGCCACAGCGCACGGCGUCGCGCUGGGCAAAGACGACGUGGCGGCCAUGAAGCGCGCAUACGGCUUCGACCCCGCCCAGCACUUCGCCAUCUCCGACGCCGUGCGCGCCUUCUUCGCCGAGUGCCCCCCGCGCGGCGAGCGCUGGGUGCGCGACUGGCAGGGCCUGCUCGACCGCUACAGCGCGGCGCAUCCCGAGCUGGCGGCUGAGUUCCGUCUCCGUCGCCUCGGCCAGCUGCCCCCGGGCUGGGAAGACCUGCUCCCGACCGCCGUGCCCGCCAAGCCGACGCCCACGCGCGCCUCCUCCGGCGCCGUCCUCGCGCCCCUGGCUGCGCAAAUCCCGGCCUUCAUGGUCGGCACCGCAGACCUCAGCCCCAGCGUGCACAUGGCAUAUCCAGCCAAAGUCGACUUCCAGCCCCCGUCUCUCGUCCCCACGUCCGGCCCCCCCGGCGUCUACACCGGCCGCUACAUCCACUACGGCGUGCGCGAGCACGCCAUGUGCGCCAUCGCCAACGGGCUGGCCGCCUUUAGCCCCGGCACCUUCAUCCCCGUCACGUCGUCCUUCUUCAUCUUCUACCUGUACGCGGCCCCCGCGGUGCGCAUGGGCGCGCUGAUGCGCCUGCGCGUCGUCCACGCCGCGACGCACGACAGCAUCGGCAUGGGCGAGGACGGGCCGACGCACCAGCCCGUCGAGCUGGCCGCCCUGUACCGCGCCAUGCCGAACGUGGCGCUGUUCCGGGUCGCGGACGCGGAGGAGGCGGCGGGCGCGUGGGCGUGCGCGCUCAGUGACAAGAUGAACGAGACGCCCUCGAUUGUCUCGACCAGCAGGCACGCCGUGCCCCAGCUGGCCGGCACGCGCAGAGACGCCAUCCCCCGCGGCGCGUACGUCGUCAAAGAGGUCGCAGCGGGCGCGCAAGCGGACGUCACGCUCCUCGGCGUCGGCGCUGAGCUGCACAUUGCGCUCGCAGCCGCCGCGGCCCUCGAACAGGACCACGGGCUCCGCGCCCGCGUCGUCAGCUUCCCCUGCGCGCGCCUCUUCGCGCAGCAAGCGCCGCAGUACCGCCGCGCCGUGCUGCAGCGCCAUCAAGGCGUCCCGGCUGUGGCCGUCGAGCCGUACGUCAGCGCGGGGUGGGAGCGCUGGGCCGACGCGGCGGUUUGUAUGAAGGGGUUUGGCAAGAGCUUGCCCGGCCCGGACGCGUAUCGCUGGUUUGGGUUCGAUGUUGGGGCUGUGGUGGAGAGGGUGAGGGGGUUUGUGGGGUUGUGGAGGGGUGAGGGUGGGGAUGGGGGUAGGGGCGCGAGCGAGGGGGUGGAGGAGAGGGAGUGGGUUCGGGGCGAGUUUUUGGAGAUUUAGGCUUUUAGCUGAAGGGGAGAGCGCGGCAGAAUGGAGGCGUGCGGUUUUGUGUACUUUACGUGGUUCAGUGGCUCAUUGCUUCACCGCUUACUACUCAGUGUAGCGUAGCGCACGCGUUCUCACCCGCCCAUGAAUACGCAGCAUAACUACCUAGCUCUCCUCUGC
Molecule: messenger RNA, 2322 nt
Organism: Aplosporella prunicola CBS 121167
Lineage: Eukaryota; Fungi; Ascomycota; Dothideomycetes; Botryosphaeriales; Aplosporellaceae
Exons: 4
Coding region: 1-2157 (718 amino acids)
Biological process (GO): pentose-phosphate shunt
Cellular component (GO): cytosol
Molecular function (GO): transketolase activity
Source: RefSeq, a predicted model, not a curated record